Messenger RNA from Trematomus bernacchii (emerald rockcod), 6316 nucleotides. RefSeq names its product catenin (cadherin-associated protein), delta 2b (gene ctnnd2b). Gene Ontology annotation, cellular component: postsynaptic density; nucleus; cytoplasm. The coding region runs from base 193 to 3825 and encodes 1210 amino acids. The transcript is spliced from 25 exons. Gene Ontology annotation, biological process: dendritic spine morphogenesis; cell-cell junction assembly; cell-cell adhesion. Gene Ontology annotation, molecular function: cadherin binding. The record is from RefSeq and is a predicted model, not a curated record. Lineage: Eukaryota; Metazoa; Chordata; Actinopteri; Perciformes; Nototheniidae.
CUCUCGGAUGCUGGCUCUUGCCUUCCUCCUCUCGCACACUGCGCUGCCGGACCAAACGCUUCGGAGGGUGGAAUGACCGACAACCCGCUUUGCAUGGUCUGAAUUUUGGGGAAAUCGCACGUCGGAAAGGAGGGGAGUCAAGAGGGAAAAGGGAGGCUCUCCAUCCCCCGAGGGAAUUUAUUUUACAGAGGUAUGCCAGUGCCUGAGGUGGCGUCUAACAUUGCCAGUGCUGCCGCCAUGUUGAGCCCCGUCCUCAACGCCUCCAACGGAGAUGGAUCCGAGUCCGAAACCACCUCCGCCAUCCUCGCCUCCGUCAAGGAGCAGGAGUUGCAGUUUGAACGUCUGACCAGGGAGCUGGAAGCAGAGCGGCAGAUCGUUGCCAGUCAGCUGGAGAGAUGCAAGCUUGGCUCUGAGACCGGAAGCAUGACUAGCAUCAGCUCAGCAGAUGAGAAAUUUCGCUGGAACAACCAAGAUGGACACAAGGAUAUCGAGGAGGAGCUGACGACAGGCUUGGAGCUGGUGGACUCCUGCAUCCGAUCGCUCCAGGAAUCAGGCAUCUUGGACUCGCAGGACACUAUUGGAGACAGACAAGGACUUCUGUCCCAAAGCGCUUUGCAGCUCAACCACCAGGAUGCCUAUGCAGCAGCUGGUUACCAUAGUAACCACGGUCUUGCACUUGGGGAAUCGGUCAUGGGCCGUGGCGGGCAGAUUGGAGGGGCUGUUCACAGCUACAACCAGGUGACAUCCAGCCGUGCAGCUGCCCACUUAGUGGGAACUGACUCUCCCUCCCAGUCACAGAGAGACUCAUUUGCCCAUGGCAGCGCCUUCCACAUGCCCGCUGAUGGAUCUUCACCUGGCGGACCACCCAUGUAUUACUCCUGUGCCACUUUGCCCGCACAGCGUGUGAGCUCCCCUCUACAGGCGGUGGGAUCCCCCACCAAGCUGCAGCGCCUGGGAUCAGCAUCCUCCGACAUGCCCAGUUACGCCACGCUACAGAGGGUGUCCUCACCCAAACAGUCCCCAAACCGGCUCGCCAAGUCCUACAGCACUUCAUCACCCAUCAACAUGGUAGCAUCGGGUGCCGCUGGCUCCUCCUCCCCCCUCCCCAUGACAGCCUCCCCAGGGAACCACAGCUCGUCGCCCAUCCACCAGCUCAGCUCAGUGGUGGGCAGCUACGCCACCCUGUCACCCACCAAGCGCAUGCUGCAUCACAUCGGACCAGACGGCUACAAGAUUUCCCACGAGCUGUACGCCAACGCAACCCUGCAAAGGCCUGGUAGCCUGGCAGGUAGAGGCUCCAGAGGUUCCUACAGCAGCCAGCUCAGCCAGCUCAGUCACCUGGGCGCUGAGCUCCGACCCCUGCAGUCCCCUGAACACCACAUCGACCCUAUCUAUGAAGACAGAGUCUACACCAAACCCAACCUUAGAGGACAAGCCCCAUCUUCCCCUGGUGUCGACCCAAUCCCCUUGCAGCGAACAGGAAGCCAGAGCGCCGCGGGAACCUUUCAGAGAGGCAGCUUUGCCGCAGGAGGCGGGGCUGCUGACUAUGGAAACCCGUACCGCACUCUGCAGUUCUGCCCAUCCACCGAAUCGCCUUACAGCAAGUCGGGCCCAGCACUCGCCCCUGAGGCCACCCUAGGCCGGUCUCCAUCGGUGGACAGCAUCCAGAAGGACCCAAGGUACGACCCAGAAUUCCUUGUGUGGAAUCAAAAUCAAGCCGAGCAAAGAAUGACAAAGGAGUUUGGCUGGAGGGAUCCAGAGCUUCCAGAGGUCAUUCAGAUGUUGCAGCAUCAGUUCCCAUCAGUCCAGUCCAACGCUGCUGCUUACCUCCAGCACCUCUGCUUUGGAGACAACAAGAUCAAAUCUGAGAUCCGGCGACAGGGUGGGAUCCAGCUGCUGGUGGACCUGCUGGACCACCGGAUGACGGACGUGCACCGCAGCGCCUGUGGAGCCCUGAGGAACCUGGUGUACGGCAAGGCCAACGACGACAACAAGAUCGCCCUGAAGAACUGCGGAGGCAUACCGGCUCUGGUCCGACUGCUGCGGAAGACCACAGAUGUGGAGAUCAGAGAGCUGCUCACAGGUGUUUUGUGGAACCUGUCGUCAUGUGACGGCCUGAAGAUGCCCAUCAUCCAGGACGCCCUGGCCGUGCUGACCAACGCUGUGAUCAUCCCCCAUUCGGGCUGGGACACCUCCCCCCACACCCAGGAGGACCGCAAGCUGCUCCUCCACUCCUCCCAGGUCCUCCGCAACGCCACCGGCUGCCUGCGGAAUGUGAGUUCUGCAGGUGAGGAGGCCCGGAGAAGGAUGAGGGAGUGUGAGGGUCUAACAGACGCUCUGCUUUACGUCAUCCAGACCGCUCUAGGGAGCAGUGAGAUUGACAGCAAGACCGUGGAGAACUGUGUGUGCAUCUUGAGGAACUUGUCGUACCGUCUGGCUGCAGAGACAUCCCACAGCCAGCAGGGGGGGUCGGAGGAGCUCGACGGGCUGCUGUGUGACACUGGCGGGAAGGACGCAGAGAGCUCUGGAUGCUGGGGCAAGAAAAAGAAGAAGAAGAAGGGACAUGACCAGUGGGAUGGCGUCGGCCCAUUUCCAGACUUGGCGGAGCCCCCGAAAGGCAUCCAGAUGUUAUGGCACCCCACCAUCGUGAAGCCCUACCUCACGCUGCUGUCUGAGUGCUCAAACCCAGACACCCUGGAGGGAGCAGCUGGGGCUCUGCAGAACCUGGCUGCUGGCAGCUGGAAGUGGUCUGUGUAUAUCCGGGCUGCGGUGCGUAAGGAGAAGGGCCUCCCUAUCCUGGUGGAGUUACUGAGGAUAGACAACGACCGGGUGGUGUGUGCCGUGGCCACCGCGCUGAGAAACAUGGCUCUGGACGUCAGGAACAAGGAGCUCAUCGGUAAAUAUGCCAUGAGGGACCUUGUGCACCGUUUGCCCGGAGGCAGCAACAACAACAACACUAGUGGCAGUGGAGGCGGAGGAAGCAGCAACAGCAGUGUCCUGGCGGGAAAGACCAUGUCCGAUGACACCAUAACCGCUAUCUGCUGCGCACUGCACGAGGUUAUCACCAAGAACAUGGAGAACACCAAGGCCCUGAGGGACGCCGGCGGCAUAGAGAAGCUCAUUGGCGUCGCCAGGAGCAAAGGAGACAAUCCUAAAGUGGUAAAAGCAGCUUCCCAAGUCCUGAACAGCAUGUGGCAAUACAGAGACCUCCGCAGCCUCUACAAAAAGGAUGGCUAUGCCCAGUACCAUUUUGUCGGCUCUUCCUCCACGAUAGAGAGAGACAGACAGCGACCUUAUUCUUCCUCUCGUACUCCGUCCAUCUCUCCUGUACGGACUUCACCAAACAAUCGAUCAGCGAGCGCCCCUACUUCCCCAAGAGAGAUGAUGGCAUUGAAGGAGAGGAAGGCAGACUACGAGUCGACUGGCAAUGCUAGUUACCAUGGCAACAAGGGCGAGCACACAUCCCGGAAGGACGCCAUGAUGGGUCAAAUCCCCGGUGGGUCGUCCACGCUGCACAGAGGAGCAUAUGUGUCGCCUACCGAUGACCUGAAGUAUAAUCAGAUCUCUUCUCAAGGCCUGCCUUCAGAGCCCUACCCUCCAUUCCAAAACCCUCCCCCACCCGAUGGUGUCAACUACGAGGACCAGGCCUUCUACGAGAACCAGGUCCUCGCAGGAGGGCGCCCUCCCCAGGGUGACCUCAACAUGCACCUGCAGGGCCUCAAGUCCACCGGCAACUAUGUAGACUUCUACUCCGCCUCACGGCCCUACAGCGAGCUCAACUAUGAGACCAGCCACUAUCCGGCCUCACCAGACUCCUGGGUCUAAGGGGAGAUGAGGGUGGAGGGUUAGGAGGAGAGGAUGGAGGUGAAGUGGGGGGGUUUAAAUAUAGGAGGAGAAGAUGAGAGGACAGUUUCCCUCCAUCCCCAUCCUCCCCUGUGGUUCCUGAGUAGCAUCAUAGAUAGCAGGACAACGGAAGGGGAGGAUGGAGUGCAGGAAAAGUGAAAAACUGAGACAGUCCUUUCAGAGACAUCUGAGGGAGGAGGGGAAGGGGACAAAGGAGGACCAGAAGCAAAACGGAGGAGCGGCCAUGCAUGUGCAUGUACACCACCAACAAAACUGACAGACACAUUUUCUUUCUGUGUUUAGUUUGCGAUCAACUACUGCUAGAAGGUUCAGCAGACAGAAAGACCUCCUGCACCUGAAGGCCUCUGGAUACAGAAUGUAAGAGGGAGGGAUAUGAGGGAAGAGAGAGAGAGAAGGAAGAAGUGGAUAUGUGGAGAAGAAGAAGGACAAUGGAAGAAAAAAAAUGAAUCAGUGGACUCAAGAAAUGGACAUUUUUGGAUUGUGAAUGGAACGUGUGAAAGAUACCCAGGAGAAAGCUGUAUAUAUGUGGUAUAGCGUCAUGGCUUUUAGUAAUGUGAAGCACAAGAAGCAGAGCUGUAAGACAUGUAGGACGUCUGUCACACACACCUUUGUUUCUCUCUAUGGCUUCGGCGUGAUGUAUCCUCCUCUGGGCGAAGAACGCCUCAGGACUUUGUCAUUUGUAACAGGUUUUUAAUUUUCUUUUGUUGUGUUUCUACUUUUUUAAUUCUGGUUGUAUAGUAUUUGACGUACACUGUACAUUUACGGAGAUGCAUUGUGUACUGUACAUUGCACUAUUUUCUGUGUCAUGUCAGGCCUUUCGCCAUUUGGUCAACCUUCACUUCCUCAAUAACUCUCCCCCAAAAAACAGAAAGAAAAAUACACACACAAUAUCUGCACUCCCAUAAUUCAUAUCACAGCAACAGACAGAUGUCAACAUGUCAAAUAUUGGAUAUGAAUGGGUAUUAAGGCAUCAAUUCUGAUAGGUCAUGGUGCUCUUUUAACUGCCCUAUGGAUGGAUUUCACGUUAUUACUGACCUUUAACAUUUAAGCAGCUUUUUCUGUGACAAUACUCACAUUUUUUGAGGCUAGCUUUCGUUUAUUGGCGGCUAUCUCGUCACAUUUUCACCCCCUAAAUCCUCGUGUUGUUCCCAUGAGCGCCUCCUUUGAGUGAACUGUGCUCAUUGUGUAUAUAACCGUGCCAAACAAGGGUUGCUUCCCCUCAUCUGUAGAAGGGGGAAGGUUAGGGGCGUGUUAAAGGGUCCAAGUUCAGCUGAACAUCCUUGCGGUUCUAACAAUGCCAGUUUGUAAAUGCUUUGGUUUUUCUAAACUGUGUUUUACUGGGAUGAAACCUGCCUAACUGCACCAGGACUGGAGAGAAAACAUAAAAAGAAGAAAAAAAACGACAAAAAAAUAAGAUCACGGAGGGACUGUGACGGGGGCGGAGCUAGGCUUCCCCCAAAGUUGUACAAAAUUAGUUGAUUUCUGUGUUGUAAAAUAAUCAAUGUUUGAAGUACAAAAAAAAACUUUUCUGAGAGAUGGGUGGCAAUUCUAACUUCAUGGUAGACAAAACUGUUAAUAGAGUACGGAUAUAUAUUAUAUAAAUAUAAAUAUAUACUUUUUAUGUGCAGAUGUGAAUGUCACUUAUAGCAGCAACAUUAUGGAAAAAAGACUUGUAAAAAGAAAAAAAAACAGCUACAUGUAGGAAUUUUGUUCACAUUUUUUAUUUCCUGGUCAACACACUAAAUUGUCGACUUUGUGUAGUAAUGUUGUUGCUAUGUGAAAUAGAGUAGACCAGGGCCCAGGGAUCCACGUUGUCACUGAAGCAGUCCAAAAAGGUGCUACGUCCAAGUAUUUCCAACAUGUCUGUAUGUGCACAAAAUGUAUGUUCCCCAUUGAGAACCAUUGGUUAUCGGCCACAAAACAGGAAACAGUCACGAGUUUGAUUCUUGUAUUUCCCAUGCAUGAAAACACUAAGUUCUGAUUAAUUAGUCUAAUUAUGCUAAAUAGCAAAAGUCCACCCAUGAGUGCAUGAGUAUUUGUUGUUGGUAAAUCUGAAAACUAAAUGGUGAUUUUUUUAAAGUGAGAAUGGCUAAAUUGUUAUACGUGACAACAGACCCUGGUUCUCCCUACCCACUGCGUUUUAGAAAUCAUAGAGGUCAUCUUCUGAUGCUUGAAAAAGGACUCAUAAUGCAACAGUCCCCCACAAAAACACUGGAUGAACAGAUGUAUUGUGCUUGUGAGUAAGCAUCUGGAAACUGACAAUGUUAUGUAUGUCCUUGUGAUCCUUAGGCAGAAGAACCUAACUAUAAGACCUGUAUGGAGAUAUAACGUUGGUAACCUUUUUGUUGCUAGACCAAACGUGUUUUAAAAAGAGAAUUGUGAAUCUUUCUAUUGCCUCAAACAGAUUGCAACUGCUCCAAAAAAUAUAAACGGACCAUCGAAGAACCUCUGA